Molecule: messenger RNA, 617 nt
Organism: Carya illinoinensis
Lineage: Eukaryota; Viridiplantae; Streptophyta; Magnoliopsida; Fagales; Juglandaceae
Exons: 3
Coding region: 196-504 (102 amino acids)
Cellular component (GO): proteasome core complex
Source: RefSeq, a predicted model, not a curated record
UUUCGUUAUUAAUUUUUUAAAAGAAAAAGAUAAGGAGAGAGGAAAAAGAGAAGAAAUUAACUUGGGGAAGAAGUCAGUUUUAUAUAACACUGAAGCCAAAACCACUAUUUUCUCCCGUCUCCCAGCUCUUUGAUUCCUCUGCAUCGGUGCGAGCUCAUCUUUUCAUCGCUUAGGGAUUUUGCUAAUAUCUGAGAUAUGGAUCUUAACAAACUCUAUCUAAAUGCCCCUCAUUCCAUGGGCACGACCAUCAUCGGCGUCACUUACAACGGAGGAGUUGUUCUCGGAGCCGACUCUCGGACCAGCACUGGUGAGGAUUCAAUUGGGUUAGGGAUCAGCAGCCCAAGGGCGAGGACCAUGCUUGAGGAGGAGGGCUUUGGUGCCUUUUACAAGCUUCCAUUCCAAAGCAAUAGCUGGCACACGUACAGAAGGGGAAAACUCGUGUGCAGAAGGGGGAAAAUAAGAAGAAAUGAGACUCUAGUUUUUCAAAAUUGUAACUUAUUAUAAUGUUUUGUCAUUAUAAUUUAUAGGAAAAGACAAUAGUAUCCCUGCCUAAUUAAUUUGGCACUAUUUUUCUUCAAAAAAUUGAGUUAUUAUAUUAAUGGAAUUUAAACAGACAA